Molecule: messenger RNA, 1563 nt
Organism: Styela clava
Lineage: Eukaryota; Metazoa; Chordata; Ascidiacea; Stolidobranchia; Styelidae
Product: heat shock protein beta-7-like
Cellular component (GO): nucleus; cytoplasm
Source: RefSeq, a predicted model, not a curated record
UUAUUGACGUAUUUGCUACGGAGCAUAACAAAGAUGGCGACAAUAACGUCAAUAGCGCGGUACACAUCCACCCCAAGAGACAUGUGGAGCAUUAACGUAGCCAUUGGAAAAACAUUUGCACCGGAAGACGUCAUCAUAAAAGCCGUGAACAAUGAUCUAGAAAUUAUUGCGGAGAAAUGGUCGCCGAACGGGACGGAUUUACUAGCAAGUUUCAAACACCAAUGUCAUUUACCAGACGAAGUUGACGCAAAAACCAUCACUACCCAAUUAUUACCCGGAGGAAAAUUGAUGCUCAAAGCCCGAAAAGUCUCGAACUAAAUAUUAAAAGUCACUACCGGUUCUUGAAUGAACAAUUUUUGCAAAUCGAUAAAACGAACUGAUAAGACAAUUUUGCCCUGAAUGCCCAAACAUGUCGACAUUUUUUACUAUACAGUAUACCAUUGUCAUAUUUCGCCAAUUUCUGACUACAAUUUUAGUUUCAGAGGGUGUAAUAACGGCCUUGCAGUUCACGUACCGUGUUUUCUCGACAAUAAGACCUAGUCGAUAGCCCAAUUUUUUUUUGGCCUUAGUCGAUAGCAACAAAUCUUAGAUCAAUCAUUUAAAAUGUGUGAGAGAGGAAAAGGUUCAAUGACAUGAGGCAACGUGAAGAUCACGCCACAUUCAUAAUUUAUAUAUUUGAAAAUCUCGUAAUUCGCUACUUUAUAAUUGCGUUCUUGAUACAUGAAAAUAGAAGCCCUAGUGUUACUUUUCGAAAGAAAAUUGAAGUGAGAAUCUGUCUUAUUUUCGGGGAAACACGGUAUUACGGCUACAAAAAUUGCCCCGUGUAGCGAAGUUUUUCCAUUUCGACGUGUGCAUGGGACAUAUUUCUGGGCAAAGUAUGUCAUAGGAAAAAAAAGUUUUUUAAUUGAAUUUCAUGUUUUCCAGCCUACCACAUUCAGAAUGAGAUUUUGGUUAAAUUGAAAUUGGCAAUGAAGAGAAAUACAUAUGUUUGCUUGAUGAAUUUAUCGCCUGUUAUUGUUUCAUAACUAACCUACAGUGGCUGGUUAAACUGAAAAGUACCCAUAAACUGAAUCCUCUCAUGACUUCGUUUACUAUUUCUCAACAUAACCGUUUGAAAGUUACAAUGGUACACCAAAAGGCCAUUUUUCGUUCAUAUUCCAUAUCAAUAGUUUCUAGAUUGUAAACGAUUUGUACAAUUUUGGGUAUUCCCGUAGUGUGUGUACCAGGUUAGGGUUAGGCAAAAAUUUUAUUCCGAUUUUCAUUAUUUUAGUUCUAUUACGAAUUCGGGGACUGUCUGUGUUAAUCAAGUGAAUCCACCCCCUGCCCAUAGGUUUCAGUCCCUUUACACAACUUUAUGUAAAGUAGGCGAACAAAAUUAGUUACCUCCAUAUUGGUACACAUACUUCUGGCGCGCCCAAUUUUGAGUAUAUAUAAUAAACAGUUUGCAGUACAAGAAUAUUCAGUGUUAAAUUUAUGUACUCGUGAGUGACCUUUAUCCUGUGAUAUCAUUCUCUGUUUUAACAUUGUCAUUUAGAAAUAAACUUGAAAUGCACUUUGAAAUGA